UACAUACAGACCAGCCCACUGGUUCGCUGGCCCAAGAACAUGAAUGGAGGUCGUGAAGAUGUCAGACACUAGUUUAGCUAGCCUACUGUUGGGUUUACUUCUACAAGAAUUACAAAGCAGGCAGUUUCUCUAUCGAAAAUGAGCCAGAGAGGUAAAUGCAGUGUUCCAGGCUGCACGGAGAAAUGGGAAGUUUGUCACAGUCUUCCCAAGGAUCCGAAGACUCGGCAGGCGUGGAUAAUGUUUGUCUAUCAGAAGAUCCCUGCAAAGUUCGACGCUCAGCUGUUCAUUUGCUCUAAACAUUUUACCGAAGACAGCUUUCAAAAUCUUGGACAUUUUAAAGCAGGAUUUGCCAAACUUCUUUUACUGAAACGAGGGGCUGUUCCGACCGUAAGGUCAUCACAACCGCAAGCUAGCACAUCACAAGAACAACCACGAACAAAAGUUGCAGCAUGCCAAACAGAUCCUCCUUGUGUGGCAUCUCGUGGGUUCUUUUACUACAUUGAGACCUCACCAACGAAGCAAAGGCAUACAGGCAACGCCAAGCAAUGCCAAAGUGUGGCAGUAGGCACAACGGCUCCUCCAGUCUCUGGGCCAUUCUCUUCAACUCCUUUGAAGGGUCAGAGGCCAGCAAAGAGACCUCGCCUUGAAUUUGAGGAGGAGGUGGAAGAUGUUUCCUCUGCAUGCACUGAUCCUCAAGAUUCCACAUACGAUCCUGCACAGUCUGCUACAAUGGAGACAGAAUCAUCUCAGCUUUUUACAUCACCAGUGACUUCAUAUGGCGAUGCAAAAUACAUUGUUUUUGAGCAAUGCCUCUUCAGCCUGUUCGAGAUCUGCCCUGUGUGCACAAGAACCUGUACAUUCCUGCCACGCAGAAGAGGGUCCUUCCUAGCGAUCGACCAACUAUGCCCUCACUGCAAGUUCUUCCGACAGUGGAAGAGUCAGCCAGUUAUUGGGAGCACCCCUGUGGGCAACCUUCAGCUGUCUGCUGCCAUUUACUUUUGUGGAGCUUCAUUUUCAAAGAUGAAAAAGAUAUUUGAUGCAAUGCAGCUGAGAACACACACGUAUGAUGCCUUCAGAAGACAUUGUGUACAGAAAUGGGUUUUGUUUAGUGAAAGUGUGAGAUCAGGCCUAAUUGCCAGCCAUCAAAAUGCAAAUCAUUACAGUUUUAGGCUGCUCUAACUGAAAGGCACUUGUAACAACACCGGUUAGAGUACAGCUUUGGCACAGCCUACAGGUUUAGCCAAUGCUUUUGCUGUGAGUUAAUAGAAGUAUUUUGCUUGGUGUGUGCUUACAAAAGUGACAAGUGACAAUUGUUACAACAUUUCUGCUGUUUCAGUUAGGUUGUACCUUGCAGCUAUGCAUUUCAAUGAGAAUGCUCAGCGCCCACAACGGAAGACAGCCAAGGGGAAACUAAUGUACAGGCUUGUGUUUCCAAAGGCCAAAAGGGGAGGUUACACGGUCAAAAAAGUGAAGACAGAGCCAACGAUUUGCUAUGUCUUUAACCUGAUAAGACUGGUGUUUGAAGAGAUCGUCCAUGACUCCCUUCGUUAUGUGGAUGCCGUCCAGCAGAUUCCUGUGCUCCAAGACUUGUGUGCUCAGCUUCCCAGACCUUCCAGGGAGGAUGCUGUCGCUGAGCAUGUGUCACGGUUCAGUCGAGGGGGGGGUCUGAACCCGACAUACUGCCCUGAUG
Molecule: messenger RNA, 1690 nt
Organism: Alosa alosa (allis shad)
Lineage: Eukaryota; Metazoa; Chordata; Actinopteri; Clupeiformes; Clupeidae
Exons: 6
Coding region: 139-1179 (346 amino acids)
Molecular function (GO): sequence-specific DNA binding
Source: RefSeq, a predicted model, not a curated record